This is a messenger RNA of Blepharisma stoltei, 723 nucleotides long. The record is from the annotation of a GenBank genome assembly. Lineage: Eukaryota; Ciliophora; Heterotrichea; Heterotrichida; Blepharismidae.
AUGAAUGAUCACAACCCCCAAAUGUAUGUUGAGAUUGUGGAGCCAGACUUAGAAGACUCCAUGAGGUCACUGGAAAGCUAUAAAUUUGAAGACCUCAGCCUCAAAGAAGGAUAUGAAGUGAGCAGAUUUGUGGAAACACCAAGAAAAGAUAUUUUGUGCCCAAUUUGUUUAGGUGUGGCCAGAGAGCCGCUUGAAUGCAUUCAGUGUGGGAUUUUAAUCUGUAAAAAAUGCGCUAAUAUGAUGGCUCAUAGCACUAAUCGGUAUCUGCCUCAGCCGAGAUAUAUGGAGAAGCCAAGAUUGACCUGCCCUGUUUGCAGAUCCAAAGCAGCCCCAAGGGAGCCCAGCCUAUUGCUAAUUAAAUACAUAAACAGCUUAAAAAUCUACUGCAAAAACAGAUCCCAAGGCUGCCCCGAAAUCUGCGCCCUUGAAAAUAUAAAGCAGCACCAGAAAAUCUGCCAAUUCUCUACAAUCUGCUGUGCAAACCAACAAUUUUGCAAUAGAAAAGGUAGUAAAAGUGACUUCAUCACGGUAAACUUCCCCAAGCCUAGGAUUGCUAGCUAUUUCAAUAACUCAAGAAUUCGAAAAAAGGACAAAGUCGUGUGUAGUGAGGCAUGCAAAAAAUUGCUUCUUAUGAAGCAUGCACUUGAUUCAGGACAAGUCAAUGAAGCACUUAGCAUGUAUCAUACAGCCAUUAAUGAAUUAGUUUCUCCAAGGUCAAAGUAA